Molecule: messenger RNA, 506 nt
Organism: Pterocles gutturalis (yellow-throated sandgrouse)
Lineage: Eukaryota; Metazoa; Chordata; Aves; Pterocliformes; Pteroclidae
Gene: CACYBP
Product: calcyclin binding protein
Exons: 4
Biological process (GO): heart development
Cellular component (GO): nucleus
Molecular function (GO): ubiquitin protein ligase binding; S100 protein binding; tubulin binding
Source: RefSeq, a predicted model, not a curated record
UUACUGAAAGAUUUGGAAGAGGUUAAAGAGUUGCUUACGAAAGCCACGAGGAAGCGAAUUCGUGAUGUCCUGAUGACAGAGAAACACAAGCUAGAGCUAGAAAUCAAGAAUCAGCCUGUACCGAAGCCAAAAGAUGUGGCAGAGGAAGAAAAGUCAUCACUGGGAGGGUACACAGUGAAAAUAAACAAUUACGGUUGGGAUCAGUCAGAUAAGUUUAUUAAGAUUUACAUCUCUUUAAAUGGAGUCCAGAAGCUUCCAGCUGAGAACGUGCAGGUGAAUUUCACAGAGAGGUCGUUCGAUCUGCUAGUGAAGAAUCUGAAUGGGAAGAACUACACCAUGACCUUCAACAACCUCCUGAAACCCAUCUCUGUGGAAGGGAGCUCUAGAAAGAUAAAGACAGACACGGUCCUUGUGAUGUGUAGGAAGAAGCGGGAGGAAAAAUGGGAAUGUCUCACUCAAGUGGAAAAGGAAAGCAAAGAGAAAGAGUAAGUUUCUUUUCAACCCUC